Ostreococcus lucimarinus CCE9901 is the source of this 1669-nucleotide messenger RNA. RefSeq lists its product with no specific name. Gene Ontology annotation, molecular function: ATP hydrolysis activity; ATP-dependent protein folding chaperone; ATP binding. The record is from RefSeq and is a predicted model, not a curated record. Gene Ontology annotation, cellular component: chaperonin-containing T-complex. Gene Ontology annotation, biological process: protein folding. Bases 1 to 1605 code for a protein of 534 amino acids. NCBI's taxonomy places the organism in Eukaryota, Viridiplantae, Chlorophyta, Mamiellophyceae, Mamiellales, Bathycoccaceae. The transcript is spliced from 2 exons.
AUGUCGCUCAAGUCCAUCAACCCCAACGCCGAGCUCAUGAACGCCGAUGCCGCGCUGUUCAUGAACAUCAACGCCGCCAAGGGUCUCCAAGACGUGAUGAAGACGAAUUUAGGCCCGAAAGGGACGAUCAAGAUGCUCGUCGACGGUGCUGGAGGUUUGAAGCUCACGAAGGAUGGGAACGUGCUGCUGAGAGAGAUGCAGAUUCAAAACCCGACGGCGAUCAUGAUCGCGAGGACGGCGGUGGCGCAGGAUGAUAUCACCGGGGACGGGACGACGACGACGGUGCUCGUCAUCGGAGAGUUGUUGAAGCAAGCGGAGCGGUAUUUGAAUGAGGGUUUGCAUCCGAGAGUGAUCGUGGAGGGAUUCGAUGUGGCGAAACGCGAGUCGCUGAAGUUUUUGGAAACGUUCAAGCGCGCGGCGCCGGGUGUGGAAGCGCCGGAUCGAGAAAUGUUGUUGUGCGUGGCGCGCACGGCGUUGCGAACAAAGUUGCGGGAAGAGUUGGCUGAUAAGUUGACGACGAUCGUCGUCGACGCUGUGUUGUGCAUCGCCAAACCGGAAGAGUCGAUCGAUUUGCACAUGGUGGAGAUCAUGACCAUGAAGCAUCAGACGGAUGACGAAACCAAAUUGAUUCAGGGUUUGGUCCUCGACCACGGGGCGAGACAUCCGGAUAUGAAGAGAUACGUGGAGGACGCGUUCGUGUUGACGUGUAACAUCAGCCUGGAAUACGAACGAUCGGAGGUGAACUCGACGUUCAUGUACACCGAUGCGGAACAGCGCGAGAAGAUGGUCGCCGCCGAGCGCGCGUACACCGAUGAAACCGUGCGCAAGGUGAUCGCGCUCAAGAAGCAGGUGUGCGACGGCAACGACAAGGGUUUCGUCGUCAUCACACAAAAGGGGAUCGACCCAAUCUCUCUGGACAUGCUCUGUAAGGAAGGCAUUAUGGGACUUCGUCGCGCCAAGCGCCGAAACAUGGAGCGUCUCGUCCUCGCAUGUGGUGGUCAAUGCAUCAACUCUGUUGAGGAACUCUCGCCGGAAAUUUUGGGCCACGCCGGCGAAGUGUACGAGUACGUCUUGGGCGAGGAAAAGUACACUUUUGUGGAAAAAGUCGUCAACCCGACGUCGUGCACGGUACUUUUAAAAGGCUCGAACGAUCACACCAUCGCACAGCUCAAGGAUGCGGUGCGAGAUGGCUUGCGGGCGGUGAAGAAUGUGUUGACCGACAAGGCCGUGGUUCCGGGCGCGGGUGCGUUUGAGAUGGCCUUGAACAAGCACUUGAAGGAGAACGUCACCAAGAUGGUCGAAGGUCGCGCGAAACGCGGCGUCGAGGCGUUUGCGGAAGCCAUGCUCGUGGUCCCGAAGACACUCGCGGAGAACAGCGGUUACGAUCCGCAAGACGCCAUCAUCGACAUGCAAGAGGAGCACGACAGAGGCAACGUCGUCGGUUUCGAUAUCAGCAUCGGCGAGCCCUUCGACCCCACCAUGAGUGGUAUCUACGACAACUUUCUCGUCAAACAGCAAAUUCUGCACUCUGCGCCCAUCAUCGCCACGCAGUUACUCUGCACGGAUGAGGUUCUCAGAGCGGGCGUGAACAUGCGCAAGCGAUGAUCGACGCGAGUCAGAAACUUAUAGAAUUUAGUGGUGGUGCGUACGCACGUACGUAGUAGCAGCG